Messenger RNA from Prorocentrum cordatum, 375 nucleotides. The record is from the annotation of a GenBank genome assembly. NCBI's taxonomy places the organism in Eukaryota, Dinophyceae, Prorocentrales, Prorocentraceae.
GACGGGCACUUCUUCCACAUCGACUUCGGCUUCGUCCUCGGGGACGAUCCGAAGCCCCUGUCGCCCACCGUGCGGGUGCCCCGCGAGGUGAUCGAGGCGAUCAAGGCGAGCCAUCGGUACGAGUUUUUCAAAGAGCUCGUUGCGAAGGCGUUCUCGCUGCUCCGCCGCACGUCCAGGCUGUGGACCUCGCUGCUGUCGCUCACCAAGGAGGCUGGCGGGAACGGAGUGACCGCGCUGAUGCACCAAGGGCUGGAGGUGCUCCUGGAGAGGCUGCACCUGGAGCUCGACGAGGCCGCGGCGCAGAGCGAGGUGGUGGCGGAGGUGGAGGCGUCCGUGGCGUCCGACGUGCCCGUGCUCUUCGACAAGCUGCACCAG